UAAGGAACUAGGUCAACGCUGAUAACAUCGUAACUGAGACAUCCCCUUUUGGUUAAAUACGACGGUAUGUGGGACUGUGUUAACAAUUCAUUUAAAUUGUAUUUUUUGAAAUAAAUUAUCAAUAGAAUCUAUGAUUGAUAGUAGGUUGAUAAUAGUGAGAUGGCGGCUAUCGAUCCAGUUGUUUAUUUAUUAAAUUACAAGUGUUGCGCUUCCCACAACGCUGCCAGUCCGUAUUCGCGCUCGCGACGUUUCGCACAACCACCGCGCGACGGAAAAUAAAUACAAAAAUAAACGUAGUAAAUACAUCGCACAAAAUUGAGGAGUUUCAAAGUUAACUCACUACAACGGUAUCUUGUGGCGUUUUUUAUUCUUAUAAUAAUGUUAUGACAUUUUAAUUAAAUUUGACAUUAAAAAAGUGAUUUGAAAAUGGAGAAGACGCUAGCGAAACUGACCGGUUUGAAGCAUAAAGGAAGUGGUAAAGAGAAGUAUGCGUUCAGGACUGUACAUGUGAAUCUGCCUCCUCCAUCUGCUGUGGACAUCGAGUUCACCAACAUCACCCUGAAAGUAAAAGAAGGAUUCAAAAGAAAAAAUAAACUAAUACUGAAAGGAGUGUCGGGGUUAUUCAGAUCUGGGGAGCUGACAGCCAUCAUGGGACCCUCGGGCGCUGGCAAGUCGUCACUAGUCAACGCUCUCACUUUGUUUUCAACAAGUGGUGUGUCUGGAAGGAUUCGUGGUGGGGGCAACGUGUGCGAGCUGGGUGAGAAAAGGCAAUCGACCCGAGCGCUGAGGUCCUACAAAAAGAAGUCCUGCUACAUCCUGCAGGACGACAGACUGAACCCACUGUUCACCGUCGCAGAGCUCAUGAAAUUCGCAGCCGAUAUGAAGCUGGGGAACGCCUUCACCGAUGAACUGAAAAUGACUGUGAUAAAUGAAGUAUUGGAAACGCUCGGGCUUACGGGCACCGAAGAGACGCGCUGUGGAAAUCUGUCUGGUGGGCAGAAAAAGCGCUUAUCCAUAGCUGUAGAACUGAUCGACAACCCUCCUGUAGUAUUUCUAGACGAACCAACGACUGGUUUGGACAGCCUGGCGUCUGCGCAAUGUAUCGAAUUGCUGAAGCGCCUGGCACGGAGUGGUCGCACCAUCGUGUGCACUAUCCAUCAGCCUACCGCCACUAUUUACUCCUUGUUCGACCAAGUUUAUAUGUUGGCUGAUGGUAUGUGUAUUUACCACGGACCCAGCUCUAACACGGUGCCUUACCUCGCCUCAAUGGGAUUUCAAUGCCCGAUGUAUCACAACCCCGCCGACUAUAUUUUAGAAAUUGCAAAUGGAGAAUAUGGGAAAUUCAAUGAGGUGUUAGCGGAGAAAUGUGUUAGACACGAGAGCAGUGAAAAGCCCGCCAUCACGAUGCCCUCGGAAGAUGUCCUGUCGCUGGGAAAACUGUCCGUCAUUGUGAAGCCACCUCAUGAAUUCUACAAGUUCUCUGUCCUCUUUAGAAGAUGCGUCAUACAACAAUAUAGGGAUUGGACAGUGACACAUCUAAAGGUGUUACUCCAUAUAGUGAUAGGAGUAAUUCUGGGGUUGUUGUUCGAGCAAGCUGGGAGCGAUGGCUCCAAGUCUGUCAGCAAUCUGGGCUACUUCCUCGUCUCCAUCGUCUAUCUUUGCUACACUUCCCUCAUGCCUGCUGUAUUAAGAUUUCCUACGGAGCUACCAGUCCUGAAGAAAGAAAAUUUUAACAACUGGUACAACUUAAGAACUUACUAUGCAGCUGUUCUAGUGACGGGGAUACCCAUUCAGAUAUGGUAUAGCUUCGUGUACGCAGCGCCUUCUUACUUCCUGAGCGGGCAGCCGCACGAAUUCUCGCGGUUCGUGAUGUUCGUGCUCGUGCUCGCCUCGAUCACGCUGCUCGCGGACGCUAUCGGCAACGUCAUCGGGACCUGCGUCAAUCCUAUUAACGGAACCUUCCUGGGCGCCAUCACGACCUGUUCGAUGCUGGCAUUCGCUGGGUUCCUGGUGCUGCACUCGCACAUGACCGCCACCAUGCAGCUGGUGUCGUAUGUGUCCUUCAUGAAGUACGCCUUCGAAGCCCUAGUGCUCUCCAUGUACUCGUAUGGCCGCAAGCCGCUGCCCUGCCCGGAGACUAAAGACUAUUGCCAUAUAAGGUUAAAAAUAGUUAUAAUUACUAUUAUAUUUGGAGUAGGUAACCUCUCACAAACUGGUUACUAUGAGAUCCUUGGUGUUUCAAAACAAGCGACGACUCAGGAAAUUAGACAAGCUUAUAAGAAACUAGCUAUUAAGUUUCACCCAGAUAAGAAUUCUGAUGUAGAAGAUCAAAAAAAAUUUAUAGAAAUCACUGAAGCUUAUGACACUUUGAAAGAUGCAGAAAAAAGACGAAAGUAUGACUUGUAUGGAUCGUUUCCGUCAUAUACAAGAAAGUAUGACUAUAGGUCACAGACAGAAUAUAACAACUUGUUCUACAAUGGGCUCUACCAUGAAGAUCCAAAUGUUGAAACUCUAUCGGGCCGCAGUUUUUAUAAUUACCUGAGUGAUGGAUUUCAUUUCAUCAACUUCUAUUCUCCAUUUUGUCCACCUUGUCAAAACUUGGUAGACCAUUGGAAGAAACUGGCCGAACUUUACAAAGGCAUUGUUAAAAUUGGUGCUGUAAACUGCAAAUAUCACAAUUCAUUUUGCUAUAAUUCCAUGAGGAUUGGUAGUUAUCCUUCUUUACUAUUUUACCCCAAUGGUAAAAGUGGCAAUUUCCUGUACUACCGCGGCGAACGUACAUUGGAGGCUCUAGACAAGUUUCUAAUGUCGUACAUCAGUAAUCACAUACACGUCCCAGUGGUCACACAAAUAAAGAACAGUGCCGCAUCCAUCGCCUAUGUACUCGGCUCGAAAAGGAUAGACAACAAUGCACUUACAAGGAUUGCUUACGUUUUGAAAGGUCUAGUCACAUUAGUUAUAGUAGAAGAUGAGGAUUUACGUGAAAAUCUGUCAAAAGAUGAAUAUACAACUGUGGUGUUCGUUUCCGGACAGAAAGGAAAUAAAAUAGAGAUUAAGAGCACAGAGGAAAAGGAGGUGCUACAGGAUAUAGUUAAUGCCUUACCAAAGUCAGAACAAGUGGGGCCUGAGAAACUCAAGGAAAUACGAAACCAACUACGGAGCGGUUACAAAAAACCAUGGGUGCUGUACUUUACGUCGAAAGAUCAUGACCGACUUCUGUUCUAUCAAAUGAGACAAAAAUACCCUGAUAUGCAUUUUGGGGAGGUAGACUGCGAGCGCUGGCAGCCGCUGUGCGCGUCGCUGCAGGCGGGCGCGUGGGGCGCGCUGAAGGCGGGCGGCGCGUACCAGCGCGCUGAGGGCUCCGUCGCCGACUUCCUGCCACACGCCGUCCGCGCCACCAAUCUACACACACUAUCUGCGUCAGACCUCUAUAGGAUAUUAACUGGAGAAUAUGUCGGCACUUGGGUGUUAGUGGUGGUACCGCAUCAGCUUCCUUGGACUCACGUAGCACACACCUUCACUCGCGUCAGCCUGCAAUUCCUCGAUUCCAAAGACAUUAAUUUCGGAAUGAUGUCGUGCACACCAGCUACAGAAAACGUUUGCCGGGAAGUGGCUACGAACGACAUCGUUAUAUUGAUGCAGACAGGAAAGAGACGGCACGAGUAUAGCGGACAAAUAGAUGACGACGCACUCGUGGAGUUCAUUCAAAUUGUUCUUCACAGUGAAGUUAUAGAGUUGGACACAAAUUCAGUUCUGGAGGUGUUGGACCCGGCCAGCAGGCAGCACAGCUGGCUGGUGGCGUUCCUGCCUCCGCACUGCCGACAGUGCUCCGCCCUAAAGCACCAGUACACGAGGGUGGGGCACAAGCUUCGACCGUUGGAGUUUGUUCGCGUGGGAGUGCUUGAAUGCAAGGAUGCAGUCACAGGAAUAUGUUCAAAUAUACGAACUCCCACAGCGAGGUUGUAUCCCUUAGCAUCAGGCCAGCACUAUACAAUCAGUCUGCAGCAGCUAUCCGAAGCGCCUUAUAUUUGGGAAUGGGCCUUAGGGCUUAUAGACGAAUCGGUUCAAAAGUUGUCGUGGCAAACCUUCACCAAACGCGUUAUCUCCGAAGAUCUCAAUAUUAACAGCCAUAAGAAACCUUGGCUGGUGUACUUUCACUCUCCGCGUUGUUAUAGAUGUUACGAAAUGUACGCGGACUUCGCAAUGGCCGGAAUUUUCCUGAAUAACGCAGUGGAACUAGGCAGAGUGAAUUGCGUAUCGGAGCGCAGUUUGUGCCAACACGAGCAAAUCUCUAGUUACCCAACCCUACGUCUUUACACUCCUCGUCAGCGGCGCGCCUUCAGCAGUGUCGUCAAUAUCAAACUCGACGAUUACAACCGAAUCUUGAAGCAAAUUAAAGCGCAUCUUGCAAACGAUGAUGACGUCGCUGGCUUAGAUAUUGGCGUCAGAAGUCAAGGCUUUCACGUGAAACAUGAUGAAUUCUAAGGCCAAUGUAAUGUUUAGAGACAGCUACUUUGGUCAGUCGCUGUCUGUAGACUUCUGACCGCCCACAGUUUAAUAAUAUUCAUACAGUUGUUCGAUGGCAUUGCUAAAUGCGAAACAGUCGCCAGCGUUGACAAUGCAUGUAGUGUUGUCACAAAAUAUCAAAGACGUGAUAAUGUAUCUGUGUUAAUUAAUUUUAUUUGAAAGCCAUAUAUUUAAGAACUUUAUAUUGGUGUUGGGAGCGGCCGUGCAUUUAUUUAUUUAGUAACAUUUAACUUUAGAGAUGUAUAAUGAAAUUUGUAAAAUAGGUUAACCGCGCGGAACCAUAAGUCCAAUUCUCAAUCCACUGAAAAAAUGUGUUAUACACGUUCAUAAUAUAAUUAUACAUGUUGCUGAUGUAGCUAUUAUUAUUAAUAAUUUGCUGGCAUUAUGAAUGAGGAAAUAAAACAAAAACGAUUGAGUUGACAAAUGACGAACAAAUUUUAUCAGAGAGAAUCUCAUGAAUUACAUGCUCGAGGCUAAAGAUUAAAUUAUUGCAAUGCUUGAUUUAGAUGAUAAUUUGUAUACUCCUAAGAAAAUUAUUUUUGACAAGGAAAAUAAAAUGUUAUUUAUGGCAAGGAAAAUAAAAUGCUGCGUACGCGCACGCGCGGGAUUUUUUUCUGUCACUGCAGAAAUCUGCAGGUAUUUCUAUCACACGGAAUAUUUGCGAAUGAGACAGAGCGGUGUGUAUAGCGCGUCUCUAUUUAUUUAAUUAACGGAGUUCCUAGCGUGCGGGGGUAUAAAAUCUCGAAAGACUUGUGCGAGAAGAAUCUUUAAAUAAUUUUUAUUUUCUUUUUAGUGUAUUUUAAAUAAUAAAGUUAUUAAAGACAUUAAUUAAAUAAUUAUCAUAUUAAUUUCAUUAACAUAAGGUCUAUUGUGAUAAUUAUUGUUAUAUAUCUAUGUAUUUAUUGACGUAUAUAGACAGUGUAGGUACUAAAAAUAUAUAAUAACAGAAAUUGUAAUAAUAUAAUCAAAAAAGCUUAAUAGAACCCAAAACUUAGCCUUCCACUAAUAAAGUGCCUUAUUUAUACGUCUGAUACAAUAUUACUCAUUAAUGAGUCAUUUUAAUCCAUGGAAUCAAUAGGUACUAGUUGUACGGAGUACCUACUAAUUCCAUGUUUUAAUCAUAUGGAUGGUGGUCAACAUACGAUCAAUGCAUGAUGCAAUUAUAGUCGGUAUUAUUAUUAAUAUAAUCGGCAACUUCCUCCGAUUUGAAAAAAAUCUGAAUCAUGGAUUAAAGUGGGCAUAAAAUUAGAAAAAGAUCCAUCAAUGUAUCUUCAAGAUGAAUUUUAGUGGACGUAAGGUUUUUUAAUUAUUGAGAUGCUAGAAUUCGAAAUGCCGUACCUAAUGAAAAAGGAUCACCUUAGUCUGUGCCUAUCCACGACAAAGACGUGUAAUGAAUGGAAAUUAGAUUUCUGUAAAAUAGUAAUAUUAUUUAUGUACAUUGUUCUUGAGUAAACCUAGCGUUUGUUACCUGUGACACGAUUCACACAUUAAAUAAAUAUUGAAAAGAA
This is a messenger RNA of Plodia interpunctella (Indianmeal moth), 6035 nucleotides long. RefSeq lists its product as uncharacterized. The transcript is spliced from 26 exons. NCBI's taxonomy places the organism in Eukaryota, Metazoa, Arthropoda, Insecta, Lepidoptera, Pyralidae. The coding region runs from base 427 to 4485 and encodes 1352 amino acids. The record is from RefSeq and is a predicted model, not a curated record. Gene Ontology annotation, cellular component: membrane. Gene Ontology annotation, biological process: transmembrane transport. Gene Ontology annotation, molecular function: ABC-type transporter activity; ATP binding; ATP hydrolysis activity.